Molecule: messenger RNA, 381 nt
Organism: Camellia sinensis
Lineage: Eukaryota; Viridiplantae; Streptophyta; Magnoliopsida; Ericales; Theaceae
Source: RefSeq, a predicted model, not a curated record
ACGGACAAACCUUGCCUUCACUUAGUAUAUGAUAUGUAGGACUCAAUGAUAGAGAAAGUGAAGAUGUCAAUUUAUAGGCAUGAAGGGAAAAGAAUAGAUGAGGAAUCUACAUUUUACAAUGUGGUGCAUCAAAUUCUCGUGGAUCGUUGGAAUAAAAACAAUACUCCUCUCCAUUGUAUGGCACAUUCAUUGAAUCCAAAGUAUUAUAGUGAUGAGUGGCUCCAUGAGGAUCAAAAUAGAGUUCCUCCACAUAGGGAUGAAGAGGUGACACGUGAGAGGAACAAGUGUUUUAAGAGGUAUUUUGAAGAUAUCACGGAGCGAACCAAGGUGAUAACUGAGUUUGGAAAAAUUUCCGGGUUAUGUUGAAGCAUUCUCAGAGUA